CACUUUCUCUUGCUUUUUGAUUUAGAUGGCGAUUGUUGAUGCUGGAGAGGGGGAGAGCAAAUGGCGUGAAUUAGACAUAUUGAGGAGUUUCCACCUAAUUCUUUGGAAGAAGAAACUGAAGGAAGUAAAUGGAUUUUUAUCAAAAUUGAAAAAGAAAUUGAGAAAAAGGGAAUUAAUAGAAGCAAGGGAUUCCACAGCUUCAGGUAUACAUAGAACCGAGCUAUCUCAGAUCUAGAUCAACUCUGGUUAUUCAUUAAUUUUGAUUUGCCAUGAAUGAUUUACAUUGUUCAAACGGGAGCAUGAUUUUCAUUUUUGUUUGUUUAGAUCAUUGGUAGCUGAUUGUCCUCUCCAUAUGAUUUUUAACUGAUUUGUUUUGAAAUUCAUAUGGUUGUGAUUGAGUCUUUUUUGUAUUGUUUUUUAUUUUAACUUUGAAAGCUUUCUUUUUUUUUUAAAGUUAGAUCAUAUGCUGUAGUAUUACGGAUUCAUUGUCAUUUGGUUUGUGACUUUAUAUGUUGCCUGAACUAAUUUUAGGCACCUUGGUUGAAUCCAUACUGAUUGGGGUCUAGCGUUUACUCAUCCAUGUGUAUUUGUGCUCAAUGUUACCCAUGACUUAAUCUCAUUCAUGGUUUAGAGUUGAGUUAAUUUUGUUUCUUUUCUUGAUGUUGCUUAAGUAGUUAAAGUUGCUAAAUUGAUGGUUGUUUGUGCUUCUUUGUUGUUACUUGGUUUUAGUACAAGUUUUAAAAGGAAUCAAACUAAUGGUGAGAGGUAAAGGGGAGAUGGUGAUACAAGUGGUGGAAGAGGUUUUUUGUUUUUCAAUGUCCCCCAUUUCUUCCUUAUUUUUUUUCCUCUAUGUUUUAUCUCAUUUCAUUUUCACUUUUUGGGUUUCUUUGCUUUUGCGAGAUUUAAGCAUCAGGAUAGUUAAUAGGAGAAACACAACCCUCUCACAGUUGCUACAAUGAUCUCAUUGUCACACGGUGGGUUUAUAAACACCAUAAUAAACUUUUCUUUCGCUA
This is a messenger RNA of Rubroshorea leprosula, 1013 nucleotides long. The record is from the annotation of a GenBank genome assembly. NCBI's taxonomy places the organism in Eukaryota, Viridiplantae, Streptophyta, Magnoliopsida, Malvales, Dipterocarpaceae.